GCCGCCUGCGUGUUUGCACGGGACUUUAAAAGGAUUCAGCUUGCUCCUCUGGUCGCCGAAAACUCUACAACCACCCAGAACAGAAACAGCCGCCGGCAUGUUUAUGCUACGGAAUGUCAGCAAGUUUCUCUUCGGAGACGGUUCCAAGGAAUCCAUCAUCGAAGUGCCCCAAGGCCAGCUCUACCUCGUCCGCCCGCUCUCGGUGAAAGGCUACUCGGAGCUCAUCUUCAAGGACGCUGCUGCCUCGAUUCGCCGGACCGGCCAGGAGUACCAAUACCAGCUUGUCAUACAACGCGCUUACGAGGAGGGUGAGCGCGAGCUUCUCGGAGAAGAGGAAGACGAGGACGGAACUGCGGACGACUUGGCCACGGAAAAGGACGAGAAGACCUUUCUGCUUGACGAGAGUCUUCGCUUCCGGACCGACGUACGGCAGACCGGCGAGACCGUCUUUGCGUGGAAAGACCUUAGUGGCGACGAGGGUGACCUCUGGGAGUUUGUCUGCGACCGCACCGUCCAGCCCUCAACCAUCGCCUCGUUUGAGCUCGUUGCUGUUCAGUGCCAGUACGAGCGGAAGUUCCGCAAACCUCACAACCUAGCAACGGAAAAGGAACUUCAGGAGUUUUCUUUCGAGGAAGAAACCAUCCCCGACGCCAGCCCCAUCUCAAGCCCUAUUUCGAAGUCCCCCGUUUCUUCGCAGUUGCCUGACCUCAGAGCAAGCUUCACCCUUGAACCCCAGGAGACGAUAGACACCAUGGUUUCAAAGCCCACUCAGGCCGAGACGCCCAAGAAGGAGUCAAAGACUACCAUUGCACCCCCGGCUCGCGUACAGCCCGAAGGCCGCGAAAUUCUGGCGGACGAAGCUGCUGAGUUGCACCUUUUUGACUUUGAUUCGGGCUCGUUCGUCCUGCAAGACCCUGCAGUUAAAGUUACAGUCUCCGAAGUCGACAACUGGACCUAUUGGCUGCAAAUCACUGGCGAAGCUAAGGAAUGGUUAGGUCAGCCUGUUGUCCCGGACAUCAAUCCCGUCUUCAAUUUCGAAUAUCUCUCAUUCAUCUUCAACCAUUACACUGAUGAUGGCUCUGCCUAUUCUUGGUUGUUGCGCUUCAAAGACCAAGCUACCGAGGAGCGCUUCCAGGAGGGACUUAUGCAGGCUCUUUGGGAGCAUUUGAACGAGCAAAAGUGGCAGAAAGUGAAGGACAUCGAGCGCGACUACGUGAUGGAUGCUUUCCAAGACCUCACUAUGGAAGAUGCGGAUGAAAAGGAGCAAGAGGAAGAGGAAGAAGAGGAGUCUGAUGAGGAGGACAACCGCCCUCGUAGCGAGCACUAUGAUUCCGAUGAGGACCAGGACGACGUUCUCACGCGGGAUGAAGAUGGAAACAUCAACUCUCAACUUGCCGUUGGCUACAAGCACGACCGUUCCUUCGUCGUUCGUGGAUCCAAGAUAGGUGUUUUCAAGCACACCAAUGACGAUAAACUUGAAUUCUCUACGAACAUCUCCAAGGUCGAGACCCCUAAGGGCAAGCUGUUCAGCCCCAACAAGAUCAUGCUACACGCCGAGGACAGGGACAUGAUUCUGCAAAACCCGAACGAUCCUCACUCGCUUUACCGCAUGGACUUGGAGUACGGAAAGGUGGUCGACGAAUGGAAGGUCCACGAUGACAUUCCAGUAAACACCUUCGCGCCGGAAUCGAAAUACGCACAAAUGACGGGAGAGCAGACAUUCCUUGGUCUCUCGCGGAACGCUCUGUACCGCAUUGACCCUCGUCUCUCUGGUGACAAGCUCGUAGAUGCCGAUCUCAAGCAGUAUGUGUCGAAGAAUGACUUCUCCGCUGCUGCUACGACCGAGAAGGGCUACAUUGCGGUCGCUUCCAACAAGGGCGACAUCCGCAUGUUCGACCGCCUCGGAAUCAACGCAAAGACACAUAUCCCUGCUCUGGGUGACCCGAUCAUCGGUAUCGAUGUUUCCGCUGAUGGCCGAUGGGUCCUCGCGACCACGAAGAACUACUUGCUCCUCAUCGAUUCCCUUCAGAAGGAUGGCAAGAAUGAGGGUAAGCUAGGCUUCGAAAAGGCGUUCGCCAAGGACUCCAAGCCGCAGCCCCGUCGUCUCGCUUUGACCCCCAGCCAUGUUGCUCAAUUCCAGCAUGAGACCAAGGCUCCGAUUUCCUUCACUCCGGCUCGUUUCAACACUGGUAUUGACAGCUCCGAAACGUCCAUCAUCACUGCCACUGGCCCGUUCAUCGUCACAUGGAACAUGAAGAAGGUGCUUGCUGGCCGCAAGGACCCCUACAACAUUAAGCGUUACGCCGAGGAAGUCAAGGCAGACAACUUCAAGUACGGUUCCGACAAGAACUUGAUUGUGGCCCUGCCGAACGAGGUCAACAUGAUUGCGAAGCGAGCAUUGCGCAGGCCGACGCGCGAGAGUAUUGCUACUCCAUCGCGCAUCGGAACUCCGAGAAAGGGCGGCCGCGGAAGCUACCUCUCACGUAACGAGAUUGUCAACAGCCCCUAUUAAACGAUUCCUGCUACAAGCAGUGAAGCAAAGGAGGUUUUCGUAGGCUAUGGACAUGUUUGGCCGGUGCGUGUGGGCAGUUCAAGCUUGACUUUUAUGCCUUUCCGUUGUUUUUCUUCCCCAACGGUUGGUUCUUGAUUUCUCUGGUUUUCUUGACGGCAAGAAGUGGAUGGAUGGUAGUCCAAAGGUAGCCAGGUUGGCGUUCACUUGAUAUCCCGAUAUGACAUCCCUUCUUUCCUUUAGCACAUUUUGCUUCUUCUCGGUGCAUGUCAAUGAAUGUAUGCGCGGGUCGGCUUCAAUGAAUUGGAAAGCAGCGUACGUAGCUAAGUUUCAAUUUGCACUAGAAAUCGGUGCUCUCUCCCCCUGAUGG
Aplosporella prunicola CBS 121167 is the source of this 2879-nucleotide messenger RNA. RefSeq lists its product as uncharacterized. Bases 98 to 2512 code for a protein of 804 amino acids. The record is from RefSeq and is a predicted model, not a curated record. The transcript is spliced from 3 exons. Gene Ontology annotation, cellular component: cytoplasm; nucleus. NCBI's taxonomy places the organism in Eukaryota, Fungi, Ascomycota, Dothideomycetes, Botryosphaeriales, Aplosporellaceae.